AGCCUCUCCGCGCAGCCCAGCCCGAGCGCCGAGCGCCGCGCGCCGCCGCCACUGCAGCUCGCGGCCCCUUCGUCUCCGCCCGCCUUUCCCGCGGCUGAUUUGCCUUAAACUCCCUAAAAUCUCCGCAGCUCUGGUUCCUGUUGCCGCCGCCAAGAAGAGAUUGAAAUGGUGGGUCACAGGAGAUCAGCACACCUUUCAAGAAGUGACAGUUGUUGGCUUGCAAGUAAAGAGACAGAAAAAUACUAACCAGCCAACAAAGCACAAUCUCCAAAAGCAUAACAGUCUGAGGCCAUUUUGUGUAGAUGCAAACAACCCUUGCAAAUUUGAACAACUACUAUAUUUCAGCAAAACAUAAUUCUUUCAGAGGAGAAAACAGCUAGCCAGCAUGAUGCCUUCUGUAGAGUGGGCGCUUUACAGAAUACGUGUUGAAUGAAAUCACUGAUCUAGGAAAAGUAAAAAUUCCUCAAAUGAAUACAGAAUACUUGUGCUACUGCUGCUGAUCAACACUUUAUACAGUGCCUGGUAUACCAAAGGUCUCUAAUUAACAGAAGAUGGCAAAGCCCAGCCACAGCAGCUAUGUCCUUCAGCAGCUAAACAACCAAAGAGAAUGGGGUUUUCUCUGUGACUGCUGUAUUGCAAUUGAUGACAUUUACUUUCAAGCACACAAGGCAGUUCUAGCUGCCUGUAGCUCCUAUUUUAGAAUGUUUUUCAUGAACCAUCAGCAUAGUACUGCACAACUGAAUCUCAGCAACAUGAAAAUUAGUGCAGAAUGUUUUGAUCUCAUUUUGCAGUUUAUGUAUUUAGGAAAAAUUAUGACAGCUCCCUCCAGUUUUGAGCAGUUUAAAGUGGCAAUGAACUACCUACAGCUAUACAAUGUUCCUGACUGUUUAGAAGACAUCCAGGAUGCAGAUUGUUCUAGUUCAAAAUGUUCCUCUUCUGCUUCCAGCAAACAGAACAGCAAAAUGAUAUUUGGGGUAAGAAUGUAUGAAGAUACUGUGGCUCGAAAUGGCAAUGAAGCCAACAGGUGGUGUGCAGAGCCAAGUUCAACAGUAAAUACACCACAUAAUAGAGAGCCUGAUGAAGAGUCUUUACAAUUAAGUAAUUUUCCUGAGCCACUAUUUGAUGUAUGUAAAAAAAGUUCCGUGUCCAAAUUAUCUACUCCAAAAGAACGUGUGUCAAGACGCUUUGGGCGAAGUUUUACCUGUGAUAGCUGUGGAUUUGGCUUUAGCUGUGAAAAAUUAUUAGAUGAGCAUGUGCUAACCUGUACUAACAGACAUUUAUACCAAAACACAAGAUCUUACCAUAGAAUAGUAGAUAUUAGAGAUGGAAAAGACAGUAAUAUCAAAGCUGAAUUUGGUGAAAAAGAUUCUUCCAAAACAUUUUCUGCACAGACGGACAAAUACAGAGGAGACACAAGCCAGGCUGCUGAUGAUUCAGCUUCAACCACUGGAAGCAGAAAAAGUAGCACAGUGGAGUCUGAAAUAGCCAGCGAAGAGAAAAGCAGAGCUGCUGAGAGGAAAAGGAUUAUUAUUAAGAUGGAGCCAGAAGAUAUUCCUACAGAUGAACUGAAAGACUUUAACAUUAUUAAAGUUACUGAUAAAGACUGUAAUGAAUCCACUGACAAUGAUGAAUUAGAAGAUGAACCUGAAGAGCCAUUUUAUAGAUACUAUGUUGAAGAAGAUGUCAGCAUAAAAAAAAGUGGUAGGAAAACUCUAAAACCUCGAAUGUCAGUAAGUGCUGAUGAAAGAGGUGGUUUAGAGAAUAUGAGGCCCCCUAACAACAGCAGUCCAGUACAAGAGGAUACUGAAAAUGCAUCUUGUGAGCUGUGUGGACUUACAAUAACCGAGGAGGACCUGUCAUCUCAUUACUUAGCCAAACACAUUGAAAAUAUCUGUGCAUGUGGUAAAUGUGGACAAAUACUUGUAAAGGGUAGGCAGCUUCAGGAACAUGCCCAACGAUGUGGCGAGCCCCAAGAUCUGACCAUGAAUGGGUUAGGAAAUACUGAGGAGAAAAUGGACUUGGAAGAGAAUCCUGAUGAGCAGUCCGAAAUAAGAGAUAUGUUUGUUGAAAUGCUGGAUGAUUUUAGGGACAAUCAUUACCAGAUAAACAGUAUCCAAAAAAAGCAGUUAUUUAAACAUUCUGCCUGCCCUUUUCGAUGUCCUAAUUGUGGCCAGCGUUUUGAAACUGAAAAUCUAGUGGUUGAACAUAUGUCUAGCUGCUUAGAUCAAGAUAUGUUUAAGAGUGCCAUCAUGGAAGAAAAUGAAAGAGAUCACAGACGAAAGCAUUUUUGUAAUCUGUGUGGAAAAGGAUUUUAUCAGCGGUGUCACUUAAGAGAACACUAUACUGUUCAUACUAAGGAAAAACAGUUUGUUUGUCAAACAUGUGGAAAGCAGUUUUUAAGAGAGCGUCAGUUGCGACUGCACAAUGAUAUGCACAAAGGCAUGGCCAGUGGUGAAAUAGGGCCUUCUAAACCUGUGGAGAAGUGAGAGAUCUGAAUUUGGAGAGGACAUGGGGAAGAAUCAAUCUUCAACAGAUAAUCUUUAAGUGCAGACCCAGGAAUAUCAGAUCUGAAGUGGCACCAUCUUUUCUGUCUUCCUGACAAACUUCCAUCAACCCAAAAAGUUCCAGUUGCAAAGAUCCAAGAAAACUCAGUAAAGAUCACUUUGGAAUCACUUUGUUGUAACAAAAUUGAUUCAUGGUGACUCUCUAACAUCUGUGUAAAUCUGCUGAAGAAAAGUAACUAGAAAAUUUAUACAACAUCAGUGGUUACAGCUAUACUAAAAUAAAACUUUAUAUGCUAAUUAUCUUCAAGGGUCUUUCUAAAAUAAAAGGGGUUGUUAGGCUACUGCAAAUAUAAAGAGACAUAAUCACAAAUCUAUUUAUAUAAAUAUAAGUAAUUCUAAACUUAAAAUCACUAGAAUUAUAGCUUAAAUAUUAUGAAAUGUACUUAGGCAACUUAAAAAGUUACACCAAAAAUCUGUAGUUUAGAGUGUAAGAAGUAAUGGGUACAGAGAAAAAAAAUUUAAGACCAAUAUUUUAACAGGAUAAUUUGGUUAUUACUCACUAUCGUAAAACACUUGCCCUUCUUCCUUUUCCGUUGUAUAUGCCAGUCACAACCUUGAUCUUUUAUAUUAAUGAAACUCCCUUUUAAACCUGUUAACUUGAAGGAGAACAGAAAUGGUAUUACUUCAAUAGUGGUAGAUUUCCACAAAUCAGACACAUUAUUUUCUUCUGAACUUGGCAAUAUAACCUAAUAAGGCAGAAUAAGUUUCUGUUAAAAUACUUAUUCUCGAUAUUUAUGUAUAAACCAUGCUUCUCAGCUUUCAAAUUUCAAGAUAAAAUUUAAGUAUUCAGUGAAACGAUGGUUAACAUGUUUUAAAAAAUCUUUAAUGGAGAAGUUAAAUAUUUGGUGAGAUUUUAGUCUGGCUAUAAAUGUUUUGUUUGAUAUAUAUAUAUGUGCACAUAUAUAUUACUUAACCAUAUGAAUUUUAUUUCCUUAUUCUGAAUAUACUUGUAGUUUUACUUCUUUCUGUUUAUGUACUCAAUUCCUUAUGAUUAUUUUGUUUCUUCUGCAAUAUCAAGAUGUUAUAUAUUUUGAGAAAUGCUUAUUUUUAUGACUAUUCCAAUGUUUUAACAAGAAGCACAGAGAUUUACAGUAUUCUUAAUAGUAUGUGCAGAAGUUACAUCAUUUAAAAAACCCUCGCUGUAAAGUAGGAUAACUUGAAUAUUCAUUCUAAUAAUUAGACUAAGUGAAAAUCUGAGAAAGAGUUAAUUGCAAUGUGAUAGUGGGUAGAAAGGAGAGAAAAACCCACUAAAGGGUUCAAAUACAUGUGAAUUCAACUGCUUUAACAGAAAUAAAACAAAUAAGCCUAGGGAAAUAUUAGAGUCUAAAAAACCCUAGAGUUAAUCUCUUUUGGGAACAUGAGGAGGUAUACAGAACUGCAGACCUCUAAACAUAAUUAGGAAAAAGAAAAAUAAAAGAAUAUUACCAAUAAUUAAAGGUGCCAGAUCAAAAUAGUAAUAAAUCAACAAAUAAUUUUUGAUUGACUGGUGGAAUUAGAUUUACUAAAUAAAAAUGGCUUAAAUUUUGACUGUACUAACUGUAAAUGUAAUGAAUUAUAAUAAUUAUAAAUGGUAUAAAUGCAUUCUACAAUGUGAUUAUUUUCUGUAUUUUAGUAUAUAGUAUAAAAUGGAAUUAUUGGGUUAAAGUACUUUUGUUACAUUUUUUAAUCAAUUGUUUUUACCUAAUAAAAUUUCCUCCUCUAUAUUCCAAA
This is a messenger RNA of Pongo pygmaeus (Bornean orangutan), 4274 nucleotides long. RefSeq names its product zinc finger and BTB domain containing 1 (gene ZBTB1). Gene Ontology annotation, biological process: regulation of transcription by RNA polymerase II. The coding region runs from base 552 to 2486 and encodes 644 amino acids. The transcript has 5 exons. NCBI's taxonomy places the organism in Eukaryota, Metazoa, Chordata, Mammalia, Primates, Hominidae. The record is from RefSeq and is a predicted model, not a curated record. Gene Ontology annotation, molecular function: DNA-binding transcription factor activity, RNA polymerase II-specific; protein binding. Gene Ontology annotation, cellular component: nucleus.